CGUAAGUCCCAUGCACUUGUCCAAUCUUUUAAUUUUAAUUCAAUUAUUCAUGAAGCUUCUGUAGACUCGAGCGAUUAAUUUAAUUGGCUAUGUAGUUUCUUUCACGUGUACUGGAAUAAUUUAUUACAGAUCAUAGUUGUAAUCCCAGUCGACAUUAUGAAAGAUAACAUAGACGUUUUCCAGCUUCAAGUUCAACGGGAUAAGAAUCGUAACAGGGGUCCUCCGGUGGAUUACAAGGAACAUGAUAGUACUUACUAUGGAGUACGCUUCAUCCAUGAAAUCGGAAUGAAGCUAAAUGCGAGCCCACUGGUAGUGUCCACUGCAGCAGUUCUGUAUCAUAAAUUCUUCAAAGAUGCUGACAGCAGUAAUUAUGACAGAUUUCUGAUAGCGUCCACCUGCGUCUACUUGGCUGGCAAGGUGAAGGACGAGCCUGUGAAGGUGCGAGACGUUAUCAACGUGUCUCGCAACACUCUCCACCGCAACUCCGUACCACUAGAUCUAGGAGAUGAGUAUUGGAACAUGAGGGACUCCAUCGUACAAGGGGAACUGCUCGUCAUGCGAAUGCUCAAGUUUGAGGUCACCAUCAUUCAUCCACACAAAUAUAUGCUGCAUUAUCUGAAGUCACUACAGACGUGGAUUUAUCCAGAGGAAUGGAAGAAAGUUCCCAUCGUUCACAUGGCUUAUUCUUUCCUACAGGAUUUCCACUAUUCACCUGCAAUCCUGGACUACAAGGCACAACAUGUGGCGAUUGCUUGUAUCAACUUGACCCUGCAAGUUUACGGUGUACAAAUACCUUACACGGAUGAAGACGAAGGGAUCACUUGGUACUCGGUGUUUGUGGAUGACCUAACAAAAGACCAUUUGUGGGAGAUCAUGGAAAACAUUAUGGACAUUUAUGAAAAGGAGUCAGAAACCGGAUGAAUCUACAAGCCUCAGUUUUGUACUCACAAAUAAAUGACUGAAACAUGUAUUUUAGGAGGCUGUGCGAUUUUUCAAUAAAAAUGUAUAAUUGAA
This is a messenger RNA of Macrosteles quadrilineatus (aster leafhopper), 1014 nucleotides long. RefSeq names its product cyclin-Q (gene koko). The transcript has 7 exons. Bases 157 to 921 code for a protein of 254 amino acids. Gene Ontology annotation, biological process: regulation of transcription by RNA polymerase II. Gene Ontology annotation, cellular component: nucleus. Gene Ontology annotation, molecular function: cyclin-dependent protein serine/threonine kinase regulator activity. The record is from RefSeq and is a predicted model, not a curated record. Lineage: Eukaryota; Metazoa; Arthropoda; Insecta; Hemiptera; Cicadellidae.